AUGUCUUCGCUGUAUUCGUCGUCCACAACUGCCGUCACGGACAAGUCGCGAGACGGCACUUUUCUGGAGAGCGACUUGAAACUACUAAUGGCCGCACUGCGGGACAACAACAGCGAUAACUGGGAGGGCAAGCCGCAGCAGGAGACGUUCUGUGUGUACCAGAUGGCUCCGCCUGUCGCUACGACUCUGCCCUCUUCCUCCGGUGCGGAGGUGGCCGACGCGGCACGAGGGUCAUCGCUGCAUAGUGCUGAUAAAAGCGAUGACAGCAGCGACUCUCUCAACGCUCUUAUGCGCGACUAUGUGCAUGCAGUCCGCGGCCUCCGGGCCUUUGACUCACGAAUGGCAGCCAACAGCAUCAGCGAGAACGUCACUGCAGAGCCAGGCGACGCGGCGGAUGGAAUGGUGGACGCGAAGAAGGUUGCAACGACGCCCUGCAAGGCAACAGUUGGUGACGGCAACUCUUCUGCAGCUGACGCCAAACUCUCUGAGGCGGCGGCACCGGUCGACAUGGUGGAACUGCUGGCAGCGCUGGAUUGCCUGCCACCGAUUACAAUGGAUAGAAAAGGACAGCAGAGCUGA
Messenger RNA from Leishmania braziliensis MHOM/BR/75/M2904, 579 nucleotides. RefSeq lists its product as hypothetical. The record is from RefSeq and is a predicted model, not a curated record. The transcript has a single exon. Lineage: Eukaryota; Euglenozoa; Kinetoplastea; Trypanosomatida; Trypanosomatidae. The coding region runs from base 1 to 579 and encodes 192 amino acids.